GGAUCCUGUUGGAAGGGGCGUGGCUCUGUUGGCUGGGGGCGGGGCGGACUCCGGAUUAGCACGCCAUCCCUAAACUAGUCUGUGUGGGGGCGGCUUUUGGAGGAAGCCGGAAGCAGCGACGCCUCAGGUCCAGGGACAUGGCGGGCGUUAAAGCUCUGGUGGCACUGUCCUUCAGUGGGGCUAUUGGGCUGACUUUUCUUAUGUUGGGAUGUGCCUUGGAAGACUAUGGUGUUUACUGGCCUCUGUUCGUCUUGAUCUUCUACGUCAUCUCCCCCAUCCCCUACUUCAUCGCCAAAAGGGUCACCUAUGACUCCGAUGCGACCAGCAGCGCCUGUCGGGAACUGGCAUACUUCUUCACUACUGGGAUUGUUGUUUCUGCCUUUGGGUUUCCUGUUAUUCUUGCUCGCGUGUCUGUGAUCAAGUGGGGAGCCUGUGGCCUUGUGCUGGCUGGCAAUGCUGUCAUUUUUCUCACAAUUCAAGGCUUUUUCCUCGUCUUUGGAAGAGGAGAUGACUUCAGUUGGGAACAGUGGUAACCUUUACUCUUGACGGAAAGCAUUGCGUUUCUUAGAAUUUGUACUGUACUCAUAAGUGUGCACGUGUGGUGGUUUCUUACAGAUUUUAAUACGCUGAGUUUUUUUUUAUACCUUUAUAUCAUGAUCAUCUUAGGGAAGACGUUGUAAACAAAAGAUGAGUUUUAUUCCUAGCAAAUCGAUCACUCCAUUGACUCAGAUUUUACUUGGGAUAUGCUUGGGUUACCAGAGACCCUGGGACAGAUCUGUUACAGCCCAGGCAGAGUUGGCGUUCUCUCUAUACACUGUAGCCUCUUCUCAGAGCGUGCCUCAUCCACACAAAGCAUCAGCAUCUACUAGGCACUUAUCGGAGAUGCGGGGUUCGAAGCCCCCAUUAGAUCAAAUGCAUUUAAUGGGAGUUCACGUUUGUCUCAUGCAUGUUGAAGUUUGAGAAGGCUUUGUUGUAGACGGAUAAGCAUCAUGUCUGCUCUCUUGUCUUCUCUGUGACACAACCACUUAACCUCUCUGGGUAUUCCAUGUUCAUUUGUAAAAGACAAAACAAAACAAACAAACAAACAAAACCCCUGCUCCAUGUUAAGAAUAGGUUCAGACUCUUGAUGUUUCUAAAGUGUUUAAACCUAUAAUAUUUGUGAUGUUCCUCAAAUGUUGGGGUAGCUGGGUAGGAUGUGGUAGAGCAUACCCCUUUAAUCCCAGUACUCAGGAGGCAGAGCCAGGUGGAUCUCUGUUAGUUUGAGGCCAGCCUGGUCUACAGAGUGAGUUCCAGGACAGCCAAGGUUAUACAGAGAAACCCUAUCUGGAAAAACCAAAAGCCAAACCAAACCAAACCAAACCAAACCAACCAACCAAACAAACAAACAAAAAAAAAACCCAAAACACAAAAAACCAAAACAACAAAGAAAACAAACAACAACAAAUUGGGGAGCCCUGUUCUUAGGAGGGAUGGAUUAAUCCUCACAUCAUUUAAAGGGCAACAACUGUUUGGCAAGAGUAAGUCACAAGAUAACCCCAAAGCCCCUCUGGGUGCAUGGAAGGAGGCUGGAGUGGGACCCAUCCCUGCUUUAAGCAGAGGGACAGACAGACAAUUCUUUGAAAAUCCCCUUAAAACCUUGUACCUGUCCCUUUCUGCUGUCUCCACUCCCAGCAUUCCCAUUUGCACUUGUUGGCUCUGACCUCUCCUGGAGGUGUAUGGGCGGCAAGAGCAAGCAGGGGGUGAGGGCUUCUUGGGGUUUACACGCUGGCACACUUUCUGUCCUUUGUAUUGAACUUGAGGUCACCUCUACAGGAAACAUGGGGAUCCAUGUCACGUUGGCUCUAACAAACAGUUUUUCUAGCUAACCCUUUUUAUCCACUACCUAUCAGGAGAAGGGAGUAAGAACAGCCACCUCAUCAGGAUGUUGCCGGCGGCGGCGGUGGUUAAGCAUUAAUGUUGGAAGCUGGUGAGGGUCCAGGGCUACCCUCUGUGAAGCCUGUGGUCUGAGGGACCAGCAGACCCUGCCAAGGCAGGACUGACACUGAGACUGGCUGAUGAACGGACAGUGGACAGCGUGCAAUGUUACUUUUUGGCCUUGUGCAUGAUACUACGUUUUCAAUAUUUUGUGUACAUAUAGAAUUGUUGUCAUUUCUAGUAUUUACAUUUAAAAAGUUAUUUAGAUACUUGAUCAUUGUAACCAGCAUUUUUAAUCAUGGCACUUGCUAUUGUAAUAAAUUUGACUUUAAACCCCAAA
Molecule: messenger RNA, 2254 nt
Organism: Phodopus roborovskii (desert hamster)
Lineage: Eukaryota; Metazoa; Chordata; Mammalia; Rodentia; Cricetidae
Gene: Leprot
Product: leptin receptor overlapping transcript
Exons: 4
Coding region: 138-533 (131 amino acids)
Biological process (GO): late endosome to vacuole transport via multivesicular body sorting pathway; negative regulation of growth hormone receptor signaling pathway
Cellular component (GO): endosome
Source: RefSeq, a predicted model, not a curated record